Dermacentor andersoni is the source of this 426-nucleotide messenger RNA. Lineage: Eukaryota; Metazoa; Arthropoda; Arachnida; Ixodida; Ixodidae. The record is from RefSeq and is a predicted model, not a curated record.
AUGGCGACCAAUCUCAGCGCCUACCGCUUCGAAGAUCGCACAUGCCACCACUUCGUCAACGCUUUCCUGAGCGAGGACGUCGCUGGUUACGGGAACUACUUCGAUCACGUGGUUUCCGGAUAUGAGCUCAAGGACAUACCCAACGUGUUUCUCGUGACAUAUGAGAACUUGUCGAAAGACACCCGAGACACUGUGCUGAAGCUUGCGCGCUUCUUGGGAGACAGCUACGCAGUAGAUUUGGAAAAAGAUAAUCGGCUGCUUAGUGAGUUGCUUGAACAUUGCUCAGCGGAUCACACGAAAGAGACGAUGGUCGGGGACCUCAGUACGAAAUCAAAUCCUGGUAUCGACAAGGUGCUGCGGCGCCUUGACGAGAAUUGCAAAGAUGGACACAACGCAGACAGCAAGAAGUACUUCCUCGUAAGAUAA